Messenger RNA from Pan troglodytes (chimpanzee), 2299 nucleotides. RefSeq names its product F-box protein 44 (gene FBXO44). Gene Ontology annotation, cellular component: cytoplasm; SCF ubiquitin ligase complex. The record is from RefSeq and is a predicted model, not a curated record. Gene Ontology annotation, molecular function: ubiquitin protein ligase activity; protein binding. Bases 514 to 1281 code for a protein of 255 amino acids. Gene Ontology annotation, biological process: glycoprotein catabolic process; ERAD pathway; SCF-dependent proteasomal ubiquitin-dependent protein catabolic process. NCBI's taxonomy places the organism in Eukaryota, Metazoa, Chordata, Mammalia, Primates, Hominidae. The transcript has 7 exons.
GGGGGCGGGGCCUGGCGGGCCGGGGCGGGGCCUCGCUUCCCAGGCAAGCGCAGGUCCAGGCGGUGCAGCUUGGGCGGCCCAGCGGAUCGUGCCGCGGCGGCAGAGCGCAGGCAGGAGAUCAUGUCCUCUGAGAUCUUGAGAAGGUGGCUGGAGCCCUUUGGACCUCCGCGGGAGGCAGUGAUAAUUAGCCUCCUCCUCCCAUCAUGUUCUGAGGAUGGGAGAGAGGAUGGUGACGGCACCGGAGGCCUGGGGUGCUCUGCCCGGCUGCGCAUUAUAUCCCCAUUAAAGACUGGCCUACUGAAAAAGGCUGGCCCUGGAAUCAAAGAAGAUCCGGGCUCCUUCCCCCUCUGCCCUUAUUUUUGACCUUGGGCAGUGCCUUCCACCUCUAUUGUGAGAGGCCAGAGAAAAAAAAUCAGAGCUCACCUUUUAUUAAAGUACCUGAUGUGUCCCAAGCUCCUUGGACCGCCCCAGUGACCCCUGGAGCUACAGGAGGGUGUCCAGAAGCCACAAGCCAUGGCUGUGGGGAACAUCAACGAGCUGCCCGAGAACAUCCUGCUGGAGCUGUUCACGCACGUGCCCGCCCGCCAGCUGCUGCUGAACUGCCGCCUGGUCUGCAGCCUCUGGCGGGACCUCAUCGACCUCGUGACCCUCUGGAAACGCAAGUGCCUGCGAGAGGGCUUCAUCACCGAGGACUGGGACCAGCCCGUGGCCGACUGGAAGAUCUUCUACUUCUUACGGAGCCUGCACAGGAACCUCCUGCACAACCCGUGCGCUGAAGAGGGGUUCGAGUUCUGGAGCCUGGAUGUGAAUGGAGGCGAUGAGUGGAAGGUGGAGGAUCUCUCUCGAGACCAGAGGAAGGAAUUCCCCAAUGACCAGGUCAAGAAAUACUUCGUUACUUCAUAUUACACCUGCCUCAAGUCCCAGGUGGUAGACCUCAAGGCCGAAGGGUAUUGGGAGGAGCUGAUGGAUACCACACGGCCGGACAUCGAGGUCAAGGACUGGUUCGCAGCCAGGCCAGAUUGCGGGUCCAAGUACCAGCUGUGCGUUCAGCUCCUGUCGUCCGCACACGCGCCUCUGGGGACCUUCCAGCCAGACCCGGCGACCAUCCAGCAGAAGAGCGAUGCCAAGUGGAGGGAGGUCUCCCACACAUUCUCCAACUACCCGCCCGGCGUCCGCUACAUCUGGUUUCAGCACGGCGGCGUGGACACUCAUUACUGGGCCGGCUGGUACGGCCCGAGGGUCACCAACAGCAGCAUCACCAUCGGGCCCCCGCUGCCCUGACACCCCCUGAGCCCCCAUCUGCUGAACCCUGACUGGUAAACAACUGCUGUCAGAAAAGGGCUGGGCUUGGGAAGGGGAGGUGGAGGCCAGGCGUCCCCAGACCUCUAACCCUUGCCCCUAGCCGCCUCUUCUUUGUGGAGCCUCUCAGUGUGGGCAGCCCUCACAUGCUGGGAUCGGGCCAGCUCUCCCCGAAAGGUCUUGACCUGAAUGAUGGCCGGGGAAGCCUGCGUGUGCCCCUUUCAGAGACGGAGCACCUGAGAUGUGGGAGGUGCAGCAUGUUCCCCUGGGCCCCUCAGAAAGUCGAGCUUGGAGGCCAGCCUGGAUCUGUCUCUCCCUUCCCCUCCUGGGACCAUUCUACCUGUGUUCUUUGACCCUCGGAGCAGGGACAGGCAAGACAACUGGCAAGCUUGCAGCUGCCCUGAUGGUGCAGGUGCAGGGAGGUGACCAUGUAACUCUGACCAAUCUGGGAAGUGGAGGGUGGGCUCAUGGGCCGUGCUCUGCCCCUGUCUGCUGCUCCCAGUCUCUCGCUCUGCCUGCCUGCUCAGAAGAGGUGGCUUUGGCCCAGAGGCUCAGGCCAGGACUGAGAUGGGCAGACCCAGGGCGGGGUGGGGUCCAGGUCGGGUGUGGACUGUCCUCACUGUCAGUGGAGCCCCAGAAGCUAGAUGGGUACCAGGUGGGGUCAGGUUCCCAGAGGACUGAGGGAGUCCUGCACAGGAUGUCCCAGGGUAGGUGGGGAGCAGGAUUGGGACCUGCUCUGACAGCUGGACACGUGAGCCCUGGAUGAGUGUGGUAGGGGGUUUGAAGGAUCCCCUGUCCACCUCCCAAAUCCAGGCCAGGCCCCCUCUGGCUUGGAGAGCAUUCCAAGACCCCACCCCACCCCUAGAACUGCCAUUCCCAAGACCUCUGUCUCCCAGCCAGCCACCCUUGGAACUUGCCUCUUGUCCUGCUGGAAGGACAGCAGUGUUCUCCUGACUUCGCCCUACUGCAUGCAGCCAAAUAAAAGGUGUGCCCAGUCUAA